Molecule: messenger RNA, 815 nt
Organism: Sciurus carolinensis (gray squirrel)
Lineage: Eukaryota; Metazoa; Chordata; Mammalia; Rodentia; Sciuridae
Gene: Snrnp25
Product: small nuclear ribonucleoprotein U11/U12 subunit 25
Exons: 5
Coding region: 183-554 (123 amino acids)
Biological process (GO): mRNA splicing, via spliceosome
Cellular component (GO): U12-type spliceosomal complex
Source: RefSeq, a predicted model, not a curated record
CUGCGCGUGCGCGCUCCGCCUCCCCAGCGGUAACCGGCGAGACCCGUGUAGUACGGCGCGCGGGUGGCAGCCUGGAGGAAGCCGAGGUUGCGUGUCGGCCGGAGGGGCAGGAGGACGAUGAGGACGAAGAGGAGCUGCUACCGCACUCCGAGGCCGUGGACGUGUUCCAGGAGGGUCUCGCCAUGGUAGUGCAGGACCCGCUGCUCUGCGACCUCCCGAUCCAGGUUACGUUGGAGGAGGUCAAUUCCCAGAUAGCUCUAGAAUAUGGCCAAGCAAUGACAGUUCGAGUGUGCAAGAUGGACGGGGAAGUAAUGCCUGUGGUCGUAGUGCAGAAUGCUACUGUCCUGGACCUGAAGAAGGCCAUCCAGAGGCAUGUGCAGCUCAGGCAGGAGCGUGAAGGGGGCAUUCAGCACAUCAGCUGGUCUUACGUGUGGAGGACAUACCAUCUGACCUCUGCAGGAGAGAAGCUAACAGAGGACAGGAAGAAGCUCCGAGAUUAUGGUAUCCGGAAUCGGGAUGAGGUUUCCUUCAUCAAAAAGCUGAGGCAGAAGUGACCCCAGGACAGGGACCACUCUUCACUGAUGCUCAGUCCUUUCCCAGCAGAUGGAGCCCUCUUUCCUCUUCCUCCUCAGAACAGUGUUGGGGUGGCUGCACUGCCAGCAUGAACCCUGGGGUCCUCAGGACCAGGACAGGGCGAUCCUUUGCUCCUUGCCUUCCUCUGAAAUGGGCCUGGGCUCAGAGACCUUAUCCCAUGCAGUUCCCACAGCGGUGUGGGCCUGGCCUCAUGUGCAGAAUAAACCUAUUCCUUGGCUUCA